AUGUACUGUAACGGCCGAUUUUCAAAACCCUGGUCGAGGGCAUCCCAAGUAAAGGAGUUCUCAGUUCAGCCUACACCCACUACUUCUACAACCACUCGUUGUCCAUCGACCUCUAGUGCCACGGGGCAGCCCAGAGUGACGAGGCUAGAGCAGAGGAUGAGCAUUAUGGAGACGGACAUGUUGGAUAUUAAGAGGGCACAGGACAAGAUUGACAAGAAUAUUCUUGCCCCAGGCGAGAUACCACCAGGCGUUCAUCCACCUACUUCAGAUGCCACUACUUCUGGACCUACAAUAUCACCGUUUACAUCAGAUCCAGCGGCUGCUUAUGUUUUUCAGGCCAAGGAUAUAGUUGUGCUUAGUGGGGACAGCGGAAGUGAUGAGGUUGGUGAGGAUUAUGAGACUGGUUCAGGAUCGGAGACCAAGGAGGAGGAUGCUUCCGAUUAG
Ilex paraguariensis (yerba mate) is the source of this 444-nucleotide messenger RNA. Lineage: Eukaryota; Viridiplantae; Streptophyta; Magnoliopsida; Aquifoliales; Aquifoliaceae. The record is from the annotation of a GenBank genome assembly.